AUGAAAAUAAAAAAAAAAAGUGAAAAUAAAAAUAAAAAUACCAACCAAAAAAAACAGAUCUUUUGCAUUCGAUUGUUUCAGUUGAUGACAAUAAUAGAUCAAUAUUAUCAAUUAUUAAUUGGUACAUCCAUUCGUAAUCUAUAUUUGGAUAAUUGUUUUGAAAUUAAUGAAAACUCAACAUUAAAAACAUUAAUCACCACUGCUAAAUUAAUUUUAAAAUUAAAAACACCACCAUCACAAUCAUCACCAUCUUUAGAUUUAAAAGUAAAAGAAAAAGUAGAACAAGAAAAAAAAGAAGAGGAAGAAGGAAAAAAAGAAAAGGUUUUUCCAAAAUUUAUAAAAAAUAUCAAAGCAGUUGAAACAAUUGAAGAAAUUGAUAAUUUCAUAAAGAAAAUUGACAAAGUGAACUUAAAAUCAUUUUUAGAUAUUCCAAUCAACUUCAGUAAUAGUGAUAAUAAUGAAAUUAAAAAUUUUAUAAAGAAAUUAUUAAAAUUAUAUUUUUCAAAUUCUGAUACUAAAGUAUCAAAAAUUUUAUAUUUCUGUUAUUACCAUGAAGAAUCCAAUUAUGAUUAUAAAACUAUAUUCCCCUCUACUCUUCAUUUGAUUGAAACUGCAUUAAGAUUUGGAAUUUAUGAAAUUUUAGAACCAAAAAAAACAAUGGGGUGUCAUAAUUUCUUACCAAAAAUCGGUCAAGAUUCUAAUUAUCAAUAUUAUAAUAGUCAUCGUUAUAAAUUUUUAUUUUCACAUUGUUAUGAUAAAGAGAAAAUGAUUAAAUUCAUUGAUCGUAUAAUUCAAAGAACCAUUCAACAACCUGAACCUGGAUUUCAAAUUUAUUUCUUGUAUAUGCUUGUAAUUCAUAAUGAUAUAGAGUUAGUAAAAUACUAUUCAAAUAAUGUUGGUAAACAUCUACAAAUAUAUUCUCCUCGGGAAAUAUUUCCACCAACCUAUUAUAUCGAAUCAAAAGAGAUGUUAGAAUAUUUAUUUUACAAUCAAUGUAAUUACUUUAUAGAUGUUUAUUUUAAAUCUUACAAAAGUUCAUAUUUUAAAAAUUUAGAAUUAUUAAAACAUUUCGAAUUAUUAUUUGUUGUAGGGAAUUUUCCAUAA
Dictyostelium discoideum AX4 is the source of this 1104-nucleotide messenger RNA. RefSeq lists its product as hypothetical. NCBI's taxonomy places the organism in Eukaryota, Evosea, Eumycetozoa, Dictyosteliales, Dictyosteliaceae. The transcript has 2 exons. Bases 1 to 1104 code for a protein of 367 amino acids. The record is from RefSeq and is a predicted model, not a curated record.